GCUGCGCUUCCAAAGGGGUACUAUACUAGCCGCUUUUUUAUCGGAAGCUAUCUUGCUACAGGCCUCGCCAUCAUGUGUGGUACGGGUGCCUUUGGCUUCGCUGCUCCAAUUCUUGGCACUAUCAACGCAGACAUCGGCCCAGACGAUCGAUAUGUAUGGAUCUCGCUUGUAUACAACGCGGUUUUAGCAGUGUUCUUGUCCCCAGUCGGAAGAUUGAGCGAUAUUUUCGGACGCCGAUACUUCUUCAUUGGUGGUGCUGUCGUGGCCAUUGUGGGCAGCGCGGUCUGUGCCACUGCAAAGGAUAUCCCUACACUAAUUGGUGGAAAUGUCCUCCUUGCGGCAGCUACUGCCACCCAACUCAGUUUCCACUUCGUCAUCGGAGAACUGGUGCCUAUGAAACAUCGGUAUCUCGCUAUUGGAAUACUUUACGCCUUCACAUACGGAAGCUCCGGCUUUGGUCCGGUUAUAUCGGCGAGCUUUGUGACACACUACCCUAGCGUCAGCUGGCGCGGAGUGUACUGGCUCUUGCUCGCCAUGAACAUCGCGGCUUUCAUCUGCUGGACUGCGUUCUACUUCCCUCCGACCUUCGACGACAAGCAUAAGAAUGAUGAGAACCGCAGCAAGAUGUACUGGCUGAAGCACUUCGAUUGGAUCGGUACCUUUUUGUUUGCGGCAGGUUUCAUCGUCUUCUUAAUGGGGCUAAGCUGGGGUGGAUCUGUUUACCCCUGGAAGUCAGCCGCGGUUAUCGCGGCCAUUGUCAUUGGCUUCGCCGUCCUCGUGGUAUUCGUCCUCUACGAAAUCUACGCACCCAUCAAAGAGCCCCUCAUCCCUAUGCAUCUCUUCCUAAACGGCCGCUGGGUCGCCGCCGUCGUACUCCUAGGUCUCGGCGCAGGAGUCUACUAUGCCUUCUCCAUCGUCUGGCCCGCCCAAGCAGCCGUCCUCUAUGGCAACGGCGCAACCAUACGUGUCGGGUUCAUGAGCACCAUCGUCGGAAUUGGCAUCAUUACUGGCCAGGUCAUGGCUGGGUUCCUUGCGGUCCGCAUCGGAAAGACAAGAUACCAGUGCAUGACUGUGUUCAUCAUUGGUGGUAUCUUCUUGGGCUGUGCGGCUGUUGCGAAUCCGGACAACGAGGCUACCACUAUGGCUAUGAUCUUCCUUGGUUGCGUCUUCAUCGGUUGGAACGAAUCUAUCUGCCUCGCUAACGCCACUAUCCUUGUCCGCGAUCAGCGAGAAAUCGGUGUUGCGGGUGGAACAGCGGGGUCAGUGCGCGCUGCUAUCUGCGCUGUUCUCGUUGCCAUCUACGUUUCGAUCAUGACCAAUCGUCUGGGGGAGACCGUGCCUGCGCAGGUUCCACCGGCCCUGAUCGACGCCGGUCUUCCGGCCGCCAGCGUACCAGCCUUCCUACAAGCUUUGUCGCUCGGCUCUCAGGCACUACAGGCAGUACCUGGGAUCACAGACCAGAUCCUGGCGACUGGGUACAGGGCGUACCAGGACGCAAGUGCAGAUGCAUAUAGGACUGUCUAUUUGGCGACGAUUGCAUUCUCUGCACUUUCGAUUAUUCUGACUUGGUGGGCGCCAAAUACGGACGAUCUGAUGAGUGGAAAGGUGGCCGCUACGCUGCACCAUGAAGCGGACCAUAUUAAUGAGAAGAGUGUGGAGGAG
Trematosphaeria pertusa is the source of this 1662-nucleotide messenger RNA. RefSeq names its product MFS general substrate transporter. The transcript is spliced from 3 exons. The annotation marks the transcript as partial. Gene Ontology annotation, biological process: transmembrane transport. The record is from RefSeq and is a predicted model, not a curated record. Gene Ontology annotation, molecular function: transmembrane transporter activity. Lineage: Eukaryota; Fungi; Ascomycota; Dothideomycetes; Pleosporales; Trematosphaeriaceae. Gene Ontology annotation, cellular component: membrane.